Messenger RNA from Cyprinodon variegatus (sheepshead minnow), 4681 nucleotides. It is a transcript of the gene gripap1, whose product is annotated as GRIP1 associated protein 1. Gene Ontology annotation, biological process: regulation of recycling endosome localization within postsynapse; regulation of modification of synaptic structure; neurotransmitter receptor transport, endosome to postsynaptic membrane. The transcript has 29 exons. The coding region runs from base 221 to 3007 and encodes 928 amino acids. The record is from RefSeq and is a predicted model, not a curated record. Gene Ontology annotation, cellular component: postsynaptic recycling endosome; extrinsic component of postsynaptic early endosome membrane; glutamatergic synapse. Lineage: Eukaryota; Metazoa; Chordata; Actinopteri; Cyprinodontiformes; Cyprinodontidae.
CAGCCCGUGGAGCAUCUGUGCUAAAGCCGCUAGCGGUCGAUGCUAACCCUUAGCCGCUCGGAUGGAGCUGGUUAACGGGGCUACAUGAUGGAGCUGCGGGGCUGGAGGGGGUUUAUCUGAGGCUGCCGUGACCGAGGGGGGUCGGUGUGAGGUGCGACACCCCCUCCGGGAUGAUGACACAGUCAGUCAGUUAGCUUCUCUGUUGCUAACCGUUAUAUUCAUGCCUGGCGCCUCCUGCUACAGCCUGCUUAUGAUCACGGGACCUCAGCGGCCGGUUGGCCGGACUUUGGUUCGGAUAGGUGGGGCACCGAGCCCCUGGAGCCAGCGGGCCCAGCUGUUGGAGCUGCGGACCCAGAACUACCAGCUGUCCGACGACCUCAGGAAGAACUCUGCAGAGCUGAACGCCGUUCGACUGAAGCUCGGCGUUCAGGAGCGAGAUCUGCUCAAAGCUCAGAAGGCUUUGAGUAAAAGCAAAAAAGCUCAGGAGGUGGACGCGCUGCUGAGUGAGAAUGAGAUGCUGCAGGGGAAGCUGCACAGCCAGGAGGAGGACUUCCGGCUGCAGAACAGCACCUUGAUGGCGGAGCUCUCCAAGCUGUGCACGCAGAUCGAGCAGCUGGAGCAGGAGAACCGGAGCAUGAAGGAAGGCGGAGGAGCCGCUGCUUCCGACCCGCCUGCUAACUCCGCCUCCUGCCCUGCGGACGGAGAGCUGCUCCGCCUCCAGGCAGAGAACGCCGCCCUGCAGAAGAAACUUAAAGCUCUUCAGGAGAACUUCGACAGGGAGCUGCAGAGGCAGGCUGUCUCCCACGGCAACCAGAGAGCUACCACGGAGACGGACGGGUCGGCUGACACCAACGGAGUCUCUGAUGUCUCUGCUGGCGGCGAGGACGCGGCAGCAGAAGGAACCAAUCAGAGGGAGGGACAGGCGGGGCUCCAACAGGCGGAGGAACGUCUCCAUGCGCCCCCUUCAGGCCGGUCAGAGAAGAGCAUAGAGAAGAUUGUAGCUAAGCAGGCAGCUGUAGGCUGGUCGGCUGCCUUCUGUCCAAUAACUCACUGCUUUGGACCAGAACUGGAGAUGGCCCUGAACACGGAGCAGGAGGAGAAGAGGCUGCUGAGGGAGCAGGUGCACAGCCUGGAGGCCUCCAAACAGGCUGAGAUCUCCAAACUACAGGAGGAGAUCACCAAGCUGCUGGACAAGUUAAAGAAGAAGCAGGAGAGUUUUCAGCGUCUUCAGACGGAGAAGGAGGUUCUUUACAACGACAGCAGGACAAAGAUCGACGAGAUCAACCAGAGGAAGGAAGAAGACCUGAAGGCUGUGAACGUCCGCCUGCAGAAGCUGCACUCGGACCUGGCAGCAGCCAAUCAGGCAACAGCGGAGCUGAGAGAGCAGCUGCAGAACAAAGACAAGGAGCAGGAAGUGGUUCUGCAGACCCUGAAGGAACAGGCGGCCAGUCAGGAGCAGGUGGACAACGUUCUGCAGGAGAACGACGCUCUGAGGACGAACCUGGCCGCUCUGGAACAGAUCCAGACGGCGAAGACGGUGGAGAUGAACCUGCUGAGGGAGCAGCAGGAGGCGCUGACGGCCGAGCUGCAGCAGAACCGAUCAGAACAGGAGGUUCUGCUGGCCCAAAGAGACGACCUGAACUCUCAGCUGCAGGAGUCGAGCUUCGCCAACAGGAAGCUGCUGGAGCAGCUGACGGAGGAAGGGCAGGAGAAGGAGCGGCUGCUACGGGAGCUGGACGAGGCCAAAAAGACGGCGGAGAAGAGGAAGACCAUGCUGGACGAGAUGGCCACACAGAUGCACCAGGUGAAGUCCGACCACAAGGAGGCGCUGUCUGACCUCAAACUGCAGCAUGAGAAGGAGGUUUUGGGUGUCCGGGCGCGCUAUGAGAAGGAGCUGCGAGUUCUGCACGAGGAGAAGAGCCGCUCUGAGGAGGAGAUCCGACAGCAGCUCAGGGAGGAGAAGGCCCGAGCGAAGGAGCUGGAGGGUCUGCAGCCGCAGGUGGAGGAGCUGCAGGCUCAGGUUCAGGCCAUGGAGGGAACCAAGGGAUGGUUCGAAAGGCGCCUGAAGGAGGCUGAGGAAAGCCUGGAGAAGAACGCAGCCCAGCAUCAGGAGGACCUGCAGAGGCUGCAGGAAGAGCAAACACAUCAGCUGGAGGAGAAGCGAGCAGAGAUGGAGGGAUGGAAGCAGAAGCUGGAGGCGGCGGAGAAGGAGAGGGACGAACAUGUGAAAACCAUCGAGAAACUCAAACAGGAGAUAAAGGACACUGUGGACGGCCAGCGGAUACUGGAGAAGAAGGGCAGCUCAGCGCUGAAGGACCUGAAGCGGCAGCUGCAGCUGGAGAGGAAGCGGGCCGACAAGCUGCAGGAGAGACUGCAGGAGAUCCUGACCAACAGUAAAACCAGGACAGGUCUGGAGGAGCUGGUUCUCUCUGAGAUCAACAGUCCCAGUCGGACUCAGCAGACCGGAGACUCCUCCUCCGUCUCCUCCUUCUCCUACAAGGACAUGAUGAAGGAGGCUCAGCCGACCAAUCAGAACAGGUCCGGAGGAGGCAGCCCGCAGUCCCAGCGUCCCGCCGAGCUCUCGGACGACGAGGUCGGCGAGCUGUUCCAGCGGCUCGCCGAGGUCCAGCAGGAGAAGUGGAUGCUGGAGGAGAAGGUGAAGCACCUGGAGGUGAGCUGCUCGUCGAUGGCGGAGGACAUCUGCAGGAAGAGCGCCAUCAUCGAGACCUACGUGAUGGACAGCCGCAGAGACGUGUCCGGCAGCGCGGUCGGAGGUCACGGAGGCUCUCAGGGAGACAGAGGAGGUCUCGGCUCGGUCCUCAGAGAUCUGGUGAAACCAGGAGACGAGAACCUGAGAGAGAUGAACAAGAAGCUGCAGAACAUGUUGGAGGAGCAGCUGACCAAGAACAUGCACCUCCAGAAGGAUCUGGAGCUGCUGUCCCAGGAAUUAGUCCGGCUCAGUAAAGAGGGCGGCCCAGGCGGGAGCAGUGCAGCCGGUUCUGGAUGAGACUAAAACCUGGAUCCAUCUGCUUGCUUCUUUCUUUCUCACUCACUGCAUUCGCAACCUGCCGUGGCCUCCGUCUACUGCCUGGAGCUGCUAUAGGCUCCUGGCUGGGACUAAGUGCUGGAUUCAUUCUCAUCUGUCGGUUCAGAAGGUUCCAAAGAUGGAGAAGAAGAACCGAACGAGAACCGAGGACACGAGCAGCUCGUUUCAUUUCAUCUGUUGAAUGUUCUGUAAUUAGACUGCACCACUCAUCUCUCUGGGUCCUGACUAUGACCUGGAAAACUGGAAUGACAACUGACUGCUUCUUCCUCGACUGACCUCAUCGCUUCCUGUGUGCAUUAUUAACUCUGGGACCUGACUAUGUACUGGAAUCAUAUCUGAAACGGUCACCAUGACAACUGGGCAGAUUAACAGAAUUCUGAUCCAUCAGCUUCCGCUGAUCCAAAUGAACCUGCGGUUGCCAUGGUAACCGUUUCUGUGCGGUCCCUCGGCUCGAACGGAAACACGACGCUGAGAUUACAUUUUUUUCACUACAAAAUGUUCUGAUGAUGCAACCAAGAAAGAAGCGGUUCAUGAUCAGGAACCUUUGACCCAAAACAGGUUUGGAUCAGAACCGGAUCCUGCCACUAGGUGGCACCGCAGCCUGCAGACAGCAGCUUUAAUUCUCAGCAGAAAGUUUCCAUUCGGUUCCGUUCAGAUAUCUGGGUUUGGUUCCAUCAGAGGCAGAGAUGUUCUAACCCACUCCAGGCUUUGGGUCGUACACCUGCAGACGUUUGGUUCUGAACGGUUCUUACUGAGUUCUGUCUGUAGAAACAAUCAGAACCACACACUCCUCUGACUGGUGACCCACGUGUAAAACCAGUCGGGUCAGAACCGCCCUGUCUGUCAGAGAAGCUCCAUUUUAACCCGGUUCCAGCAGAACACAGAGCGGUCCUGUUCAGGCGGGCCACAUCGGGUCAGUCAUCAGAAUUUACACAUCUCUGCUGGGUUCUGACCCAAAGCAGAACAGAACCGAAUGGAUCGGUGGGUCUUUGUUCUGACCUACUAGCUGUUUGUUCUGGUCCAGUUCUGACAUGUUCUGUAACUCCUCUGAUGCAGAACCUCAAAUAAUCACUAAUGACUCAAGGAUUAGACUACUUCCUGGAUUCCAGACAGCAGGUUCUGGACCAGAUCAGAACCUCUGUGUCUUUGCCUGCUGCAAUGUUGGUAACCGGGUUCGGAGCACAGCUGCUGGUUCUGGUUUCAAUUUGUUGCUUGGAUCCAUCUACUUCCUGGUUCGAUCUGAACGUUUCAGCACAUUUAGUCCGACUUGGCCCCGCCUCCUCCAGAACCCAGGGUUUAAUCUGGUUCAGAACAAGCCUGGCAGUGGGCCCAGACUACAUCCUGGGAGGAACCCCGCCCAGCGUUCUGAAUAUUCUCUGUAACUCCUGUGUGACGUCUGGCUGCUCUGGGAUCAGAUCCGUGUUUGUUUGUGACGUUUUGGAUCUGUAAAUAUUCGCUGUGAGAUAAACAGAGCUGAUCUAUUUAUGUCUGAUCAUCAUGACGCUAAUUAUUGUAUCUAAGGAAUAAAAUACUGUCUGUGAACGACGGCGUGUCGCUGCAUCAUUUCUGUGGAGGAAAAACGCUCGUGGUUCUGACUACAAACUGAAGAAUUGAAUGUUUUUUCUUUGAAGGAAU